AUGGCCUCCUUCAAAGCAUAUACAAUCAACUUAACGUUUAUGCUAGCUUUCUUUGCAUCUCCCAUUCUUGCCGUUCCGCGAAACAACGUCAACACAAUGAAGGUCUUUGUUCGUACUGAUGACUUUGCCUACGUUGAGUCACCGGAAUUGGCAACAGCCAUAGCUGUUGAGCAAGCGGCCUUGCCUGUUGAGAAACGUUCACACAUUCAGGUCCAGGCUUGCACUAAUGCAGACUGCACAAGCUGUAGGACUGUUCUCAAUGCAGAUUUCAGUGGAAACACCGGAUGCUUGUCGGCUCAGAGUACAGCUUGUCUUAUCAUAUCAGAUAUCACUUCAGCACAAGUUUGGUACUGGAACAACAACAAUUGUAAUGGAAACUUGAGCAAGUUCCAGGGUUGCCCAAGUGGAAGUACGAAUGUUGCUUCACCUGGGACAAACUCCAUUGGAAUCCAUACCGGCUGCAACUAGGUUUAUAUUUCUUGAUUCAUGUCACGUUAGUAGGAUGAGGUAUUAGAUUGAGCAACGUAGAAGGAGUGCAGGCCUUCAGCC
Truncatella angustata is the source of this 549-nucleotide messenger RNA. RefSeq lists its product as uncharacterized. The record is from RefSeq and is a predicted model, not a curated record. Bases 1 to 468 code for a protein of 155 amino acids. The transcript has 2 exons. Lineage: Eukaryota; Fungi; Ascomycota; Sordariomycetes; Amphisphaeriales; Sporocadaceae.